AUGGUCAACAUAAUAUUUUUUGAUAAACUUCGUUUUGCGGGGAUAUUUAUGGUUUUCCUGGCCUGCUGUCAUUGUAGGACAUUCGACAUAACGAACGCCGUGGGCGGGUUUGAUUUGAAUGCUAACCAACAUGGUAGAAAUUAUAUACAAUAUGAUACGAUGACCGCGACGACUUUAAGACCUGUCACACAUCCGUGUUUCGAAUGCCCUACGCAGACGGAGAAGAGACAGAACUUGUGCUCCGAUCAAGUGGUAACGUUCAAAUACUCGUGUACUGAUAGCCAAUGUUUUAAGACGAACCCGUGUAUGACUCCUAAACCUGGGUGCGAGAAAAAUAGAUUCAAAACAAGCAAACCUUGCUGUAUUGCAAAGAUGACAGACGCGCACAAAAAAAGCCAGCUUAAAAUGUUGAAGAAAGACAAGAAAAAUAAAAUCCAGAACAAAGUUGGCUUAGACAUGUAA
This is a messenger RNA of Myzus persicae (green peach aphid), 462 nucleotides long. RefSeq lists its product as uncharacterized. The record is from RefSeq and is a predicted model, not a curated record. Bases 1 to 462 code for a protein of 153 amino acids. Lineage: Eukaryota; Metazoa; Arthropoda; Insecta; Hemiptera; Aphididae. The transcript is spliced from 3 exons.